Molecule: messenger RNA, 619 nt
Organism: Annulohypoxylon truncatum
Lineage: Eukaryota; Fungi; Ascomycota; Sordariomycetes; Xylariales; Hypoxylaceae
Exons: 1
Coding region: 265-516 (83 amino acids)
Source: RefSeq, a predicted model, not a curated record
GUUCGAUUCCCAGACUCCCGAGAGCCCCUAAAGGGCUACGUUGACUCGAACCCGCAACCCGCACAACCCGGUAAAUACUCCGCAUGUUAUGCUACUGGGCAGCCUGGGACUAGGUACCUGGGCUACUAGAUAUGAUACAUAGCUCGAAGAUCUCGAGAGGGGGUUGUUUGCUACCAAUGAGGGCCAACCUGAAACGUCCCAUUCAUAUAUCAUUAUAUUGAGUUGUGGUUUUGAUUGUUCUCGAGUGAUGCAUGUCAGAUAUAUAUGCACUCGUUGUCCGUACAAUUGGGUCUCGCCAGCCUGUCAUAUGUGUCUUUUUUUCUUUCGUCGUAUCCGGGGCCUGGUUACAUAAUUCUGCAUUUAAUUCUGCAUUGUUACGAGCGUUGGAAUUCUACGAUAGCCUUUCAUCCGUAUGAUUACAGAAUGCAGUGUACCUUGGUAGUUUGGAUAUUUGAUAUUGGAUAUUCGACUAGACGGCUUAAUUAUGUUGAGCUUGGGCUUGGAACUAUUGGAUAACUAAUGCGACUUGGGCCUUUUAUUCACAUCACGCUACACACCUAUGUAAUUCUUUCUUUCUCGGCAGACAAUAUCUUGUAGUUAUACAUACAAACGAUAGCAC